AUGCCAUUCAAUGCUACUGUUCUCUCUUCAAACCUUAUUAUGUCGCUUGACAGUGGAAAUGGACAAGGCAGAUCUGGUGGCCACCCUGUAUCCCUGGUGUUGAACUGUGAGAACUAUGAGUUCAUGGCCUAUGCGAGCAGGGAGGAUAUCAUCAUGCAGGACACCUACAUCAGUGGGAACAAUGUCACAUUCUCAAGCGAGUGGGACACGGAUAUAUUGACCAGGGAAGAUGAAUUUUGGGAAAGGAUAUUCAUCAAUGGAUGGGAGCUGAGUAAGGUGGUCUGGGAGGUCCUGCAGGCCUUUGGGGAUGAGUCUAAAGAGUUCAUUGUUCAGAACAUCGUUGGGAUCAACUAUGGAGCUCUGGGUAAUUAUUGGCUUCUUCUCAUUGUAUACAAGGACAUUGACCUGGCAUAUGUGUUGUACUCCUCUGCCUCAGCUCUAGUGCUUUUCCUUCUGAAAAUCACUGUAUUCAUUCUUAACCCCAAAGUCAAGUUCCAGCAAGUGAUGACUUCUGACUGGAUCGACGUUGGUAUCGCUGAACUCGUGGCAGAGCAAGUGUUGGAUAGUGGUGCACAGGUCAUCGUCGGUGACUUCAGGGUUAUUUUGGAAUCUGUAGGCUCAGUCGUCUUUAUUGUACCGAGUAAAUAG
Molecule: messenger RNA, 648 nt
Organism: Guyanagaster necrorhizus
Lineage: Eukaryota; Fungi; Basidiomycota; Agaricomycetes; Agaricales; Physalacriaceae
Exons: 5
Coding region: 1-648 (215 amino acids)
Source: RefSeq, a predicted model, not a curated record